Cylindrotheca closterium is the source of this 2034-nucleotide messenger RNA. The record is from the annotation of a GenBank genome assembly. Lineage: Eukaryota; Bacillariophyta; Bacillariophyceae; Bacillariales; Bacillariaceae.
AUGGGGAACUGCAAAUCGAAAGGAUCCCUUCCAGGUGUCGAAUCAUCUGCUGUGGCUCACAACAACAACAGCAGCAGCAGCAGCAACAACAACAAAUACUCGGAUCAUCAGCAGCAAGUGCAUAACAAGAAUGCAGUCGAGGAUCCCAUCGCAGUGAUCCGACGAAACGUUGUUGGAGGACUGCAAAAGAUAUCUACGCCAUUCGGAACCCGUCACAUAGUCUAUGCAGAUUACACAGCCUCAGGCAGAUACUUGAAGGUCAUGGAAGACUUCCUGACAACCAGAGUAUAUCCUUUCUACGCAAAUACCCACACGGAAGCCAGCGCCACAGGUGCCAUUACCACCCACUUGCGAGAAGAAGCUCGUCAGAUCAUAUCCAAGAGCCUCAAUGCACCUCCAGAAAAGUAUGCCACACUUUUUGUUGGGACAGGUUGCACUGGUGCGAUCGAAAAGAUGAUGAAGGUCCUUGGAAUUUAUCUUCCAGACCUUUCGGCCGCCAAAUGGCAGGAUUCAGACUCCAUGAUGCCAGACGAACAACGAUCAGUUGUCUUCAUCUGGCCCUUUGAACAUCACUCAAACAAACUCCCAUGGAGAGAAUCAAUUGCGACCGUUGUUGUCAUCCCGGAAGAUGAAGAUGGCUGUCCCGAUACCAAAGUCUUGGAAGCAAAAUUGUCCGAGUAUAAGGAUCGCCCCAUGAGGAUUGGCAGCUUCUGCGCUGGGUCAAAUGUCACUGAAAUUUGCAUUGACGCAAAGAAGUAUGCUCGUCUUCUUCCUAAGCACAAUGCUUUGGCUUUCUUCGACUUUGCAGGUAAUGGGGCAUAUGUUGAUAUCGACAUGGACGCUGAGAACGAAGAGGAGUCAAUGGAUGCAAUCUUCAUGUCGCCGCACAAGUUCAUCGGAGGCCCUGGAUGUAGUGGCCUAUUGGUUGCCAAGCGUUCCAUCUUUGAUUCCAGCAAAACCCCCACUUUUCCUGGUGGCGGUACUGUUCCAUUUGUGUCUACUUGGACCCAAGUGUAUGAAGCUUCCGCCGAAACAAGGGAAGAUGCUGGUACACCCGGUAUCAUUCAAGCCAUUCGUUGUGGAUUGGCGUUUCAAGUGAAAGAGUUGGUUGGGAGUCAAAGAAUUGAAGCCAUCGAAAGAGAGUACUGCAAGAUGGCAUUCUCAAAGCUUGAAAAUAGCGACAAAGUUGAACUCAUGGGGAGCGAUCGAGGGACAUAUUUCGAUGUGGACAGGCGUGUGACGAUCAUGUCAUUCAACAUUCGAUCACAUAUUCGAUCCAGCCUUAAACCAAUAGGGCUCAAUAGAGCGGCAUCUACUCCUAGAAUGUUGUUUCAUCCAAACUUUGUUGUGGCAAUCCUCAAUGAUGUAUAUGGUAUUCAAGCAAGAUCUGGUUGCAGUUUGCAGUGUGCGGGACCGUAUGCACAUCGAUUAUUCAAUGCGAGCUAUGAAUCAAGUGAAAGGGUUCGUUUUCUUGCUCAAAAGGGAUACGCUGCCUUCAAAUUUGGCUGGGCACGCGUCAACUUUAAUUAUUUCAUUUCACCCGAAGAAGUGGACUUUAUCUGCGAUGCAAUAGUGCAGAUUGCGGAGCAUGGCUGGAAGUUGCUCCCACUCUACGAUUUCGAUCUGAUGUCUGAUCUUUAUGUUCACCGUGAAAGCAGACAAUUGAACGGUCCUUCACUUGCUAGCUUUCGACUUUCUCCAACAGAAGGUACAUCAUUGGCAGUUGCAGAGGUUCACGACCCGCUUGAGGAUUUCAUUUCGUAUGAGAGAGUGCUCAAAGAUGCCGCAGGUAUCUACAGCGCAGCAGAGAAAGCCCUGAAAAGGAAUACGAAAAGCUAUGCAAGCUUUUCGCAGCUCAUUUCAACCGAAAUCAUUUCCCCCAACGACAUAUGGUGGGUGACAUCACACGACGUGUUGAAAAGCCUCAACCAAGGCAAUGUUCCUGUGCCAAUAAAGGUUUUAAGAGAUGGAUUGGUCAAUAAAAGUGUAACGAAGCAAGUCGAGGAGAGAAACGAGGAAGAUGCGCUCUCUUAA